AUGAUGGUAUUACAACAUGCUUAUUUUAAACUUCCAUGUUGUCGAAAUGCUGCAAAUAUCAUUUACAAAACUAAUGAGGCUGCAUUUGGCCUUGUAUUACUUUCGUUGGACCGCAUUUGUAGCUUUGGAACUUCUGUUGCAUCAAAUAUCAAAGAACGAACAGUUCCCCAGCAACAACAAAAAAAAGAAUCCACAAAACUCCACUGUUCUUGCAAAAGUUCAUCCCCUACAGCUGCUAUAACUCAAUUGCAACUCAAAAGUUUUCACUCCUUGUUGUAUCAUCUUCGAUUGAUACAAAUUCUCGACCACAAUUAUAGAACGACAUACAUGCCUUCUCCAAACAUGUCUCUGAAAUCAUUCCUUUGGCUCAUGUGUGGUGGGUGGUUGUACAUGUGCCUCGUCACGCAACACAUGUGUGCCUUCUGUUUUAAAAUGCCAAGCAACAUCCUGUCAAGUUACACCACUGUCAACAACACUGGCAGCAUUCAUGUAAAGCAUCAUAAAGUGGUUGGUUCCUUCGUUUACUUUGCUGGUUACUUUAAAGAAUCGAUCAAUCUCUCUCCUACAAUUUCAUUAUUCCAUCCGAAAGAUGUUCGAGAUGACUGUAAUGUAUUUAUUGCCAAAAUGUCACUCUUUUCCAACACUAUCAUUUGGUACCAAACAGAGGCAUUACAAGCAUGUGAUCCCUAUUUUUACUCCAUGGAAACAUCUCAAGAACUUGAACAUGGAGAUUGUGAUUACGUGGCUAUUGCAUUCAAUACAGGAUAUCCUUGUUGUAAUUUUAUCAAGUUUGGUGGACCUGGAUUCAUUCUUUAUAAUGCAACGAAUGGACUGAAGUUGCGUUCAGAACAAUUGAUUGUCUAUUUGGGAGCUAUCACAUCUCUUGGAUUUGACAAAUCUGGUUUCUAUGUGGGAGGUCAUGUUUUAGAAGGGAACUUUUUUGGUGUGGAAGGUUUUACAGAUGAACGUUCGGGUGGAAGAAUUUAUAAUACGUUUGUGAGAAAGUAUUCAUUGCCAUCGUUGAAACCUGAAUGGCUCAUUCAAUCUGUGGAUACCAGUAACACUGCGAAUACCACUCCACUCUCGAGACAAGUGACAGGAAUUGUUCCAGUGAAAAUGAAUGGACAGAAUGUCGUGGUUGUGGCAGGAUCUUUUUCUUCCUUAGAUUCUACAACGUGGAGAGAUUUUUCUCGUCAAUUGGUUCAUGUGAAAAAGAGAGAUGGACUGUAUGGAAAUUACUUGCUUUUUGUUCAUGAAAAUGGAACCAUUUGGACACAUUUUUCAACCAGAGUGAGUUCUUUCUUUGUUAAGAGAGAACAAUCAAUCGUCUUGUGUGGUGUGAAUUCAGGAAUGGCAGAAUGUGAAGAAAUUAGUUUACCUUAUAUAGGGAUCAAAAAUGUCAUGAAUUCCAAGCAAUUCAGUUCAGAUUGUACAUCCACCAUUUAUUCAGUGACAGGCAAUGAACAUCAAAUCUUUAUUGCCGCUCAAUUCGACGCAUCAUGUAAACAAUAUCAAGGCAUGAUCAUUCAGUCAUUGGAUUCACGUUUAAGGGAUGCCUCUUGGAAAAUUAAUGUCACUGCUUCACAAUUGGACUUUAUUUCUCUGUCUGCCAAUCAUGAAAACAUCUCCGUGUCCUUUCUUUACAAUGAAACCUUGACAGAUAUUCUUGGAACGAAUUAUUAUUAUCCCAAGAUGAAUUUAUUGAUGCAAUUGUUUGCUGUGAACUCCUCGACUUCUUGUUUUGGUGUACAGUAUACGGACUCGAAGGUUUGUUCCUCCCAUGGAGUGUGUUAUUCUGCAGAUUAUUGUAUUUGUGAUUAUGGAUACAUGAAUGAGGAUUGUUCUCAAUUUACUUGUUUUGGAAAUGUGAACAAUGGGUGUCAUAAUGGUUCGUGUGUUGGAGUCGAUACCUGUGAAUGCGAUGAAGGGUUUUUAGGUCCUCAUUGUAAUUUGACGAGUUGCUUUGGAAUUCUCUCGACGGAUCCAUCGACAUGCAGCGGAAAAGGAAAUUGUGUGAAAUUUGACACUUGUCAAUGCAAGGAAGGUUAUGUCGGAGAACAAUGUGAUUCCUUUUCAUGUCAUUUAAUACCAUCAUGGAAAACUACUCAAGUAUGUUCUGGAAGAGGACAAUGUAUUGCCAUGGACACUUGUCAAUGUCACGAGAAUUACUUUGGACCUCUUUGUGAACACACUCGUUGCUUUGGAAUUGAUUCCAAUAACAUUACCGUGUGUGGACGUUAUGGAUUAUGUACUUCCUAUAACCAUUGUGAAUGUCCAGAGGAUAGAUAUGGUCAGGAUUGUUCCAUUCAUUCAUGUUAUUCCAAACUCUCAACGGACCCAACGGUUUGCAAUGGAAAUGGAACGUGUGUCAGUGAUGACAAUUGUGUAUGUCACAAAUUUAACAAUAGCUUACCCAAGUUUGUUGGAGACGCAUGUGAACACACGGUGUGUUUUGGUAAAAUUGGAAAUGAAGCUUGUUCUGGAAAUGGAAUUUGUAUUGGGCCAGACGAAUGUCAAUGCAAGAUUGGGUUUUCAGGAGAAGUUUGCAAUGUCAAUGACGGUUUGCUGGUUCAAAUACUGGUACCUAUUGGAGGAGUGAUUGCAUUUCUUGUUUGUGUUUCAUUGUCUAGUUUGACUUGUUAUCUUUACAAAAUCAAUUAUUGGAAUAAGAGAACCAAAACAGAAAAGGAAAUGGAACAAAAGUUAUUGGAAAUGGAAUUGGAACUGGAAAAUGAAAGAAGUCAAAAUGUGUCUUAUUUGAUACCUGUUGAAGAAUUGGAAUUGGUUGAGAAAAUUGGUUCUGGUGGUUUUGGUCACGUGUUCAAAGCUCGUUGGAAACAAGUAUUGGUUGCUGUCAAGUGUGUCGAUUCUAAAAAUUCGAACCGUUCAGAAGAAGAAUCAUUCGAACACGAUUCGAAUGAAGAUGACACUUUUGAAAAAGAAGUUCUCUUACUCAAUAGUUUGAAACAUCCCAAUGUCAUUCAAUUCUUUGGAGUUUGCAUGACGGAACGUAAAAAAUUGAUGGUCAUGGAAUAUCUUGGUGGAGGAUCUUUGGAUAAAUUGGUCUAUGAAUUGAAAAUCAAGAAACGAAGAAUUUCAUUGAGAAACAAGUUACAAAUUUUGUUUGGAGUGGCCAAUGGUCUCUGUUAUUUACAUGAUUUGAAACCCAAUGCAAUUAUUCACAGAGAUUUGAAAAGUGGAAAUAUUUUACUUGAAGAAAAUUUGCAGCCCAAAGUGUGUGAUUUUGGAUUAUCGAAAUUGGUUGGAAAUAAUAAUAACAUCUCGAACUCCUUGACCACGAAUAUGGGAACUUUAUUUUAUAUGGCUGAAGUGAUUGGUGGAGAUAAUUCCAACAUGACAAUUACCAACAAAAUCGAUGUAUAUAGUUUUGGUAUUGUCAUGUAUGAAUUAUUCUUUGAGGACAAUCCAUUCAUUAAUUAUCACUCUCAGAAAAUUCAUAAAUUCUCCCAACCUGACAUUUCAGAUCACAACGUUUACAGUAUUCCUUUAAAGGUUUCGAAAGGUUUGAGACCUAAAAUUCCAUUUUCGAAUCGAGAAGAACAAGUAUUGUGGAUUCAAGAAUACAUGAAAGAAGAUGAAAAAUCUUUUGGAAUGAGUGAAUUGUGUUGGCUCGUGGAUCGAUUUAUGGAAUUGAUGAAAUCAUGUUGGGAUCAGAAUCCAAGUAGAAGACCUUCGUUUGAUGAUGUGGCAGAUCGAUUAGCAAAUUUACUCUCGAAAUGUAAUGUGUAA
Molecule: messenger RNA, 3750 nt
Organism: Naegleria lovaniensis
Lineage: Eukaryota; Heterolobosea; Eutetramitea; Acrasida; Naegleriidae
Exons: 2
Coding region: 1-3750 (1249 amino acids)
Biological process (GO): protein phosphorylation
Molecular function (GO): ATP binding; protein kinase activity
Source: RefSeq, a predicted model, not a curated record